Messenger RNA from Salvia miltiorrhiza (redroot sage), 1525 nucleotides. RefSeq names its product acyltransferase GLAUCE-like. Bases 53 to 1402 code for a protein of 449 amino acids. The transcript is spliced from 2 exons. Gene Ontology annotation, molecular function: acyltransferase activity, transferring groups other than amino-acyl groups. The record is from RefSeq and is a predicted model, not a curated record. NCBI's taxonomy places the organism in Eukaryota, Viridiplantae, Streptophyta, Magnoliopsida, Lamiales, Lamiaceae.
UAUAAAUAUACAGGCUCCACAACCAAAAAUAAUCAUCAAAAUUCAAUCACAAAUGGCAGCUCUAUCUCCAUUUCCCACCUUCAAUGAUCUCAAGAUCACAUUCCACCACAGCUCCCUCGUAUUCCCAUCGCAAGAAAUCCCCCAAAAAUCUGUUUUUCUAUCUAACAUCGACCAAAUUCUCAACUACAAUAUCCCAACGGCUCAUUUCUUCAAGCCAAAUCCAGAUUUCCCCUUCGAAAAUGUCGUGAAACGGCUCAAAAUGGCACUCGAAAAAGUGCUCGUGCACUAUGAUUUUAUGGCUGGAAGGCUCAAACUGAACAGCCAGACCGGCCGCCUAGAGAUGGACUGCAACGGAGCCGGGGUCGGCUUCGUCGUGGCGUCAUCCGAGUAUUCGUUGGAAGAGAUAGGGAGCUACUUGGUUUAUCCAAACAUUGGAUACGGGCAGCUUGUUGCGCAAAGGUUGGAGAAUUUGGCACCUGAAGUUGAACAACCAUUGUGUUUUUUUCAGAUAACAUCAUUCAAAUGUGGUGGUUUCGCAAUCGGAAUAUGCACCAAUCACAUCUUACUCGAUGGGCUAGGCGCCAAAUUCUUCAUAGAAAACCUAGCUUCUCAAGCCUUCGACGACAAACCCUUAGCCGUCGUCCCUUGCAACGACCGCCGCCUCCUCGCCGCCAGAUCUCCGCCGCACGUGUCGUUCCCACACCCCGAGUUCCUCGACCUCCACCUCCCUGUCGGAGAGGGCUCGUCUCCGCCGGUCUUUGACUGCGGCAGAGAGGAGCUCGAUUUCAAGAUCUUCAAGCUGAGCCUCGCCGACAUCGCCAAUCUAAAAGAGAUGGCCAAAACCGCCGCCAACGCGAAGAUCAGCAGCUUCGGGGUGGCGGCAGCCCUCAUAUGGCGGUGCAAAGCCCUCUCCGGCGGGGGCGAGAGAGCUAGGGUUUCGACUUUGCUCAACGUGGUUGAUAUUAGGCCGAGGAGAAAUCCGCAACUGCCGUCCGCGUAUAGUGGCAACGCGGUGCUGCCGGUGGGGGUCUCGGCCGCGGCCGAGGAGCUCGAGAACGGGCCGUUUUCGGCGGCGGUGGAGAUGGUCUCGAGAGGGGCGGAAGUGAUGACCGAUGAAUACAUAAAAUCGGCGUUUGAUUGGAUGGAGGUGCAUAGAGGGGUGCCCCAUGGCGAUUACAUGGUUAGCUCGUGGCUAGGGUUAGGGUUCGACCGGGUCGGGUACCCGUGGGGGAAACCGGUUUAUUGUUGCCCGGUGGUGAACCAUCGGAAGGAUAUAUGUUGGAUAUUUCGCGACGCCGUCGAUGGUGGGAUUGGGGCAAUGGUGGCUUUGCCUAGUGAAGAGAUGGGGAGAUUUGAUGGUGUGUUUCAAGAGUUCAUUAAACAAUUGGGAAGUAGUAAUUGAUUGAUAUGUGAAUGUGAUGGCACUUUAAUUUCUUUUAUUGUUGUUUAGUUUGUGUAACGUUGUAACGUUGUCCGUGCGUGUAUCAUGAUGUAUCAUGUAUUAUGGACUCUAUUGAUUGAUAGG